ACUGCUUUAGCAACUGGUCAUUUCAGUGCUUCUUCUGCAUGCGAUUUUAGCAAAGAAUAUAGUACUUUUAUCAUGAAGACUGGAAUUGCUGCUCUUGUGGCAGGAAUUAUUGGUGCUGUUGGCAUUAUCUUAUUUUUGGUAGCAUUUGGAACUGAAUAUUGGUUACUUGCAACAGAGACCUGUGGAAGUUUUGACUCUAACAAUGGAACUUUGGAUAUUGAAGAAGAGUAUGAUGAAGAUGUGAGAGACUAUGAAGAAAUGUCAGUGAUUUACCAUCAUGAAGGCUUCUUCUGGAGAUGCUGGUUUUUUGGAGAUGAUCCACAAACUUCAGUUUGGAGAUACUGGUUUAUGAACCAGCCUCAUCCUAAGCGCUGUAUUCCUGGAUAUCUCUUUCCAAUGCAAAUUGCUGUUGGGCCUUUUUCACAUCCAUCCUUUGAUGCAACUGCUGUGUACAGAGGCUUUUGGACAAUCUUCAUUAUUUUAGGUGCUGCUUCUAGUCUCUCAGGGGGAUUUCUGCUGGUGUAUGGGGUGCCCUUUGCCAGUGCUGGAUGUUAUAAAGUUGGAGGUGGCUUCCUGAUGAUCUCAGAUCUGUACCUUGUCCAGUCAUCAUCAGAGAGGCUUCCUCUGGCAGCAGAAGGGAGCAGAUGCAGCCACAGCCAGACAUGCCUGGAGAGUCUAAAUUUGAGGUCUCCAUUGGGUUCCUCGCCUCAGAGCUUGGUGAACCCUGCUGGAAAGGGGGAGAAAGAUUGUAGGAGUCAGGCAGGGCGGAAGACACCAGACUUACUGAAUCAACUAAGCAGGGCUCAUAUGGGCUCACAGACUGAAGUGGUAAGCACGGAGGCUGAAUAG
Messenger RNA from Peromyscus leucopus (white-footed mouse), 849 nucleotides. RefSeq names its product transmembrane protein 182-like. Gene Ontology annotation, cellular component: membrane. NCBI's taxonomy places the organism in Eukaryota, Metazoa, Chordata, Mammalia, Rodentia, Cricetidae. The record is from RefSeq and is a predicted model, not a curated record. The transcript has 5 exons. Bases 73 to 849 code for a protein of 258 amino acids.